AUGCAUCAACAAAAAAGACAGCCAGAGUUAGUGGAAGGAAAUCUUCCUGUUUUUGUGUUUCCCACGGAGCUAAUAUUUUAUGCAGAUGACCAGUCAACACAUAAACAAGUGUUGACUCUGUAUAAUCCCUAUGAGUUUGCCUUAAAGUUCAAAGUUUUGUGUACUACUCCAAAUAAGUAUGUUGUCGUCGAUGCUGCAGGUGCAGUAAAGCCUCAGUGUUGUGUAGACUUGAUCCUGGAUGCCCGUGGCUGUCAACAUGUGGUACUGGACCGGCAGCAGCUUCACCCGGGAUCUCGUUAA
This is a messenger RNA of Puma concolor (puma), 300 nucleotides long. The record is from RefSeq and is a predicted model, not a curated record. NCBI's taxonomy places the organism in Eukaryota, Metazoa, Chordata, Mammalia, Carnivora, Felidae.